CUAGAGAAGUGUGCCUAAAAUCAAUGGCUUCAAAACUCAUAGCAUUUGAUACUGCAGAUGAUGAUUACAUUGAUAUGGAAGUAACCUCAUAUUCUAACUUCUUCUGCCAUUCUCAUCCACAACCAGGAGAGUUUGAGUUCCAAAUGUCCUCCAUUGAUCAAGAAAAGGAUUCAACAACUUCCCCAGCUGAUGAGCUUUUCUACAAAGGAAAGCUUCUUCCUCUUCACCUUCCCCCAAGGCUUCAAAUGGUUGAGAAAAUCCUUCAAAACUCUGACCCUCCUUUUGUUAAGGACAAAGUUGAAGCCUUUGAAGAGUUUUUUAGCACCCCAUUAACCACAACCUACACAACACCAAUCUCAGGCACCCCAUUUGAGUCCUGCAACAUUUCUCCUGUUGAAUCAUGCCAAGUUAGCAGAGAGCUAAACCCUGAAGACUAUAAGCUUGAGUUUCCAUCAACAGGCACAAGUGAUGAAGGAUUCACUGUUGAGAGUAAUCAUCAUCAGAAGAAGUCUUGGACCAAGAAACUGAAGCAUUCAUCAAUAGGAUCAAAGUUGAGGGCUUCAAGGGCUUAUCUCAAGUCCUGGUUUGGAAAAUCCGGUUGCUCCUAUGAAAACUAUGCAACUUCAACAAAAGUUGCUGAUGAAGGCUCAGUUUCAAAGGCUAAUAAUAAUAACUUGUCCAAGAAGAAGAAGAAUAAUAAUACUAGUAGCAAUCCAUAUGGUCAAAUUCGAUAUGAGUCCUCGAAUUCUGUCAUGAAGAACAAUGGAGAUGAUCCAAGUAGCAAUCACAGAAGGUCAUUCUCUGUGGGAAUCAAGAUUCUUUCAGGAAACAAGUCGUCGCUGUCCACCGGAUCAUCUUCAUUUUCGAUUCCAAACAAGUCAUCAAGGCAGCAUCUUAAAAGGUGCAGCAGUGCAAGCUCAGAUAUAGAGAAUGCAAUCCAAGGAGCCAUUGCUCACUGCAAGAAGUCUCAGCAAACUAAGAAGAAUUCAAGUGAAGUAGGAUUCUACUCAUUUAGUGAGGAUCAAGAAAGAGUAGUGCUUUUGAGGGGCUAAUAGGGACAACUUAAGUUUUGAUGAAAGAUAACUCUAAUUCACUACUUUAACCAAAUUGUGAUGAUGAGUAGAAGUUCAAUACUCUACUCUUUA
This is a messenger RNA of Arachis duranensis, 1145 nucleotides long. Its product is annotated as probable membrane-associated kinase regulator 4. Bases 24 to 1052 code for a protein of 342 amino acids. Gene Ontology annotation, cellular component: plasma membrane. Gene Ontology annotation, molecular function: kinase inhibitor activity. The transcript has a single exon. Lineage: Eukaryota; Viridiplantae; Streptophyta; Magnoliopsida; Fabales; Fabaceae. The record is from RefSeq and is a predicted model, not a curated record.